ACAUUGAGAGGAGAAAAACAAACCAGGAAGUAAACUGAGGGAAUUGCCAACCGACUCAAGAAGUGUUGAAGGACAGUAUCACUACCAAAAGUGGUGAAUUCUGCUGCAACGACGUUAAUUGGAAGUGAAGUCGGUUCGACGACUUCGACUUUCUACUAACAUGGGUCUUGGAGACAACAACCCCAGCACUAUGGAGCAGGGAGGCGAAGAAGACGAGAUUGAGGAGGUGGACAAGGUCACGCACCUCAAGAACCAAGUGGACGGCGUCAAGCAAAUCAUGACCCACAACGUGGACCGCAUCUUAGCCCGUGGCGAAAGGUUGGAUGAAUUAAUGGACAAAUCAGAAGACCUUCAAGCAGGAGCCCAGAACUUCAAGCAGACGUCUCAGAAAGUAGCACGCUCGUACUGGUGGAAGAAUGUGAAGAUUGUCGUGGUCAUCAUCGUUGUUGUGCUCAUCAUCGUCCUCAUCAUCGUCCUUUUGGCCACAGGAGUCAUUCCAACCAGCAACCCUGUUCCUCCGCCACCCACCAUCAAGCCUCCUUCUUAAACCCUUAAACACAGCACAGGGUGUCCUCUGUACACUUUCAUCUCUCUCUCUUUUUAUCUGUCCUCCCCUCUCUUACGCUUGUUUGUGCUCUCUCUCUCUCCCUCUCACUCUCUUUCUUUCUCUCUCUCUCUCAUGCACAAUGUAGUUUUUGCACAUUUGCUCACACGUUCAACGGUCAUAUGGGUGUCAGUUUCACAACUGCCAAUGUGAAAGUCUGACCAAUGCCAGUUCUCACUUGACUUCUGUCAUUGUUACUAUUUUAAAGCGUUGGUCCACAUACAGUACUUGUCAGUGUGUGGUUGUUCGAGUGGGCAUUUUAUCAGAGGCAAAGCUAAGAACUAAAAUUAGUUAUAUUAUGCUGUGGCCUGUACAUUGCCCUGCAAACAGGACACAAUGAAUGAGUAGGAUAAAACCUUUUCAAUGUUGUUACUUCUUUUAUUUAUAUUUUCACUGGCAAAUUGUUACUUUGUUGAAAAGACAAAUCAGUAAUAUGUUACCCAUGUUUCUGAAGGUGUCUGUAAUUUUCACACGGAUGUGUGUUACUUCUUUGAAAGGUUAGUAGCACACAAUGCCUUUCAGGAUGUAGAAAUGUGGCUUUGCAUUGAGGGUUUUCUGUGUCCUAAAUGUCAUUGUACCCACGCCUCUCAUAGGCUUUUUAAACAUGCGUAUUCCUUUGCUUUGAUUAAAUUAAGCUGUCUUAUAGCUUGAAUAUUUUAGCUAAGUUGACCACUUGAGAUUGGUAUUCACACAGAUAAGCUCUAAGACUAGAGGAAGAACGCAAAAAAAUAUUGUGUGUGUGCGUGCGUGUGCCUGUGUGUGUGCGUGCUUGUGUGUGUGCGUGCUUGUGUGUGUGUGUGUGUGUGUGCGUGCGUGCGUGCGUGCGUGCGUGCGUGCGUGCGUGCGUGCGUGCGUGCGUGCGUGCGUGCGUGCGUGUGCGUGCGUGUGCGUGCGUGCUUGUGUGUGUGACAACUGCUGGAUAGAAGCCAGGUCCAUUUCGUGGUAGUUUGGAGAGAAAAUUACAUGAAGGUAAAAAAAAACUUUGGAAGGCACUGUUACUUCUCCAAGGUCCUCUCUCAAAAAAAGAACUCCCUGACUUCUAGCCACCUUAUCUGACUCUGAAGGCCAAAAUAUGAUAUGAAGACUCUAACCGUAUGACAAUGCCAUCUCUAGAGUUGAUGAAGAGUUUGAUGAUUUUCAUCUACAUAAACGAAUGUAGAUGUACUUUUGAUCAAAACAAAGCAGCAGUAUAACUUCUAUAAGUUCAAAUCAGACUUGUCUACGUGUGUUCAUGUUACUGGAUAGGCCGUGGAGAGAUCUGGGAGUCAUCUGCAUUGCCUGUAAAUAAAAUAGAUAGAGAUACUGUAUCUCUGUAUACAGAAUGUAAAUCAAUCUACAUGUUUUAAGAAUAGUUACCCAUGUAAGCUCUGGAGGUUUCAGGGUAUUUAUUUUUAUUUGUUUUUAAUCUCAGUCCCAACGUUUUUGUUUUGAUUUCCAGCAUAGGUCACAAUCUUAAAAAGAUCAAUCAUUGAUACAGCUAAUCUUUAUGUGCCUUAGGUAAAUAUCUGUCCAUGUCUAAAAUAAUAAAGUUUGAAAUGAUUACA
Sardina pilchardus (European sardine) is the source of this 2148-nucleotide messenger RNA. RefSeq names its product vesicle-associated membrane protein 8 (endobrevin) (gene vamp8). Lineage: Eukaryota; Metazoa; Chordata; Actinopteri; Clupeiformes; Clupeidae. The transcript is spliced from 3 exons. The record is from RefSeq and is a predicted model, not a curated record. The coding region runs from base 161 to 547 and encodes 128 amino acids. Gene Ontology annotation, molecular function: syntaxin binding; SNAP receptor activity. Gene Ontology annotation, cellular component: plasma membrane; SNARE complex; mucin granule. Gene Ontology annotation, biological process: vesicle-mediated transport; vesicle fusion; mucus secretion.